Messenger RNA from Zingiber officinale, 852 nucleotides. Its product is annotated as LRR receptor-like serine/threonine-protein kinase RGI1. NCBI's taxonomy places the organism in Eukaryota, Viridiplantae, Streptophyta, Magnoliopsida, Zingiberales, Zingiberaceae. The record is from RefSeq and is a predicted model, not a curated record. The transcript has a single exon. Gene Ontology annotation, molecular function: protein binding. Bases 1 to 852 code for a protein of 283 amino acids.
AUGCCGAGGUCGAGGCAGCAGAACCACCUCCGCCUCCUCCUCCUCCUCCUCCAGCGCAGCCGUCUGCUGCUUCUUCCACGCUUCUACUUCCUUCUAAUGCUAUUCUCAUUGCCGUCUCUGGUUCCAGCUAAUCAGGAAGUCACUGCGCUUUUCCAGUGGAUCAACUCCUCUGCAACCACGCUGCCGGAUUGGAACCCGGCCCAUGCCACGCCCUGCAAGUGGAGCCAUGUCACCUACAACGCCGCAGGCUCUGUGUCGGCCGUCGCUAUCCAGUCGCUUCCCUUGGCCAUCUCCCUUCCUGCUGGCCUCUGCGUCGUGCUCCCCAGCCUCGCCGCCUUUGUUGUCUUCGACGCCAACCUCACCGGCGCCAUCCCGCCUGACUUCGGUGACUGCUCCUUCCUCGCUGUGCUAGACCUCAGCUCCAACUCCCUCUCCGGUGGCAUCCCUGCGGCCCUCGGCCGCCUCCCUUCGCUCUCCUCUCUCAUACUCAACUCCAAUCAGCUCUCUGGUUCAAUCCCGGAUGACCUCGGAGCUGCAGCGGAGCUACGUCACCUCAUACUCUUCGACAACCGGCUCUCCGGCCCCAUCCCAGUCGCCCUUGGCAAUCUCUCACUCCUCGAGACGUUCCGCGUCGGCGGCAACCGCGACCUCUCCGGGCCGAUUCCUGACUCCCUCUCUCUCUGCGCCAACCUCACCGUCCUCGGCCUCGCGGACACCAAGGUCUCUGGCCCCAUUCCGGCCUCGUUCGGACGGCUCGCCAACCUCCAAACCUUGUCCAUAUACACUACCAUGCUAUCUGGCUCCAUCCCGCUGGAGCUCGGGAACUGCUCUUCCCUUGUCCAUAAUGCCUAG